UGCUCGUGGUAAGCCAAGUUCUUCUUAGCGCUCGUACAGCUACAAAGCCUCUCACCCUCUCUCUCUUUCUGCCUCUCUCUCAUACACACAGACACAGACACACAUUCACCACAUCACGCACACACACUCAAAAACACAAAGCAGAAGUGGACAAAGACGCAAAGUUUCAGUCGCUACAGUCGGCUAUGGCUCAGGGCUCUGACAGCAAUGACACAAGUUACAAGUCCCCAUCACCUGGAGGCAGAGCGGUAAGUAAUCCAGACGACCCAAAGAAGGUGAUGCGCAGGGAAAAGAAUCGGAUCGCUGCCCAGAAGAGCAGGUUGAGGCAAACUCAAAAAGCCGACAGCCUUCACUUGGAGAGUGAGAACCUGGAGAAGGAGAAUGCCGCCCUGAGGAAGGAGGUGAAGCAGCUGACAGAGGAGGCCAAGUAUCUGUCAUCUGUGCUGAGCAGCCACGAACCUCUGUGCACCGGCCUGCCUCCUCAGACCCCGGACCUCCUCUACCCUACUCAUCACAGCAGCUACAGUACCAGUCCAAAGUUUGGGGUGUAUCCAAACUUUUGACUGUACUGUGCCACCACCAGCAAAUCGCUGUACCACACUACCAGCGCUGACCCCCCACUGACUACUGAAGAUGUACUGCGAAACAGACGACUGACCUCAAUGAAGAAAGACUGACUGGAGAUGUUUCAAUUGGUGUUAAUCAAAGUUAAAACCUGUUCAUGGAGUGACCAGACAGGCAAACGAGACUGCCAGGUGUAACUAUUUAUUUUGCUUCUGCUCAUCUCUCUGCUUUUCUGAUUUAUUAGCAGUGAUGUCUGUGAACUCAAAUGGCUCAUCGAACAGAAUUAUCAGCCAGUCCAUGUUUACAUUAGGAGAAAUACCAACGUUGAGAUGACUCGAAUGAUAUUUUUGUAAAUUGCUAAUUUUUUGUGUCAUUGAGUCCACUGUUGUCAUCCCAUCCACUUUUUGUGUUUCUUGUGUUAUUUGUGUGUUUUUAGUAUGUUACUGUUGAUUGAUAAUCCUCAGGAGCUUUUGACAGAUUUGAUUGUGGACAAAGAGAAUGUAAAGCCAAGAUCCUAAAAGAAAAAAAGAGAAGAAAAGAAAAGGAAGAAAGGAAAAGAGGAUUUCAGGCUAUGUACCAAAUAUAAAUUGUUGAGAAUGAAGAAUUGGAACCUGGCAUUCAAAAGGUCUUGACUUCUGUUGUUAAAGCUGAUGUAUGAGAA
Molecule: messenger RNA, 1225 nt
Organism: Archocentrus centrarchus (flier cichlid)
Lineage: Eukaryota; Metazoa; Chordata; Actinopteri; Cichliformes; Cichlidae
Gene: batf
Product: basic leucine zipper transcription factor, ATF-like
Exons: 3
Coding region: 186-563 (125 amino acids)
Biological process (GO): regulation of transcription by RNA polymerase II
Cellular component (GO): nucleus
Molecular function (GO): DNA-binding transcription factor activity, RNA polymerase II-specific; RNA polymerase II cis-regulatory region sequence-specific DNA binding
Source: RefSeq, a predicted model, not a curated record